Messenger RNA from Effrenium voratum, 507 nucleotides. NCBI's taxonomy places the organism in Eukaryota, Dinophyceae, Suessiales, Symbiodiniaceae. The record is from the annotation of a GenBank genome assembly.
AUGCCGGCCUAUGCAUCGGCUGGCGGUGGUGCAGCGACCUUCGAAGACGACGACAAUUUUUCCAUCGGAAAGAUGCUGGGACUUGCGUUCGGCAUGCUCUUCAGUUUCCGGGGCCGUCUUGGCAGAAUGGAAUACUGGGUAAUCGGAUCCAUUCGGUUCGUCCUGUUCAUUGCCGUGUUGAUCGCGUUUGUCUUCGCAGUCGGGCCACACAUGAGUGGCCUGUCGGAAGAACAAGCGAAUAUUGCGCUGAUGAAAUAUGCAUUCGGCACGGCCAAGGGCGGGGUCAUGACUUUUCUGCUUCUGACCCUGACAUUGUGCCAGUGGUCGCUGGAAGCCCGGCGUUGCCACGAUCGGGACUCCUCUGCCCUUUAUCUGCUCAUCCUGUUCAUACCGAUCGUCGGCAGCUUGUAUGCCAUCUAUCUCUUUAUCGUGAAUGGCUUCUUUCCCGGCACUCCUGGCCCCAACCGAUUUGACACUGUUCGCAGCCAGGCACAGAUUUUCGACUAA